Molecule: messenger RNA, 1092 nt
Organism: Guillardia theta CCMP2712
Lineage: Eukaryota; Cryptophyceae; Pyrenomonadales; Geminigeraceae
Exons: 3
Coding region: 1-1092 (363 amino acids)
Cellular component (GO): cytoplasm
Source: RefSeq, a predicted model, not a curated record
AUGGCAUCGCCUGCUGCAGGGCACAACACGGCGGGGCAGGCGAAGCCGCUGAAACUUGUUCCUGUGACGGUUCUAUCGGGAUUCUUGGGCUCUGGGAAAACCACCUUGCUCAACAGGAUCUUAACUUCACACCAUGGAAAGAGGAUAGCAGUGAUUCAGAAUGAGUUUGGUGAGGAUCUAGGGCUGGGAAGCGCACUCGCGGCAGAAGGUAAGGCGGGGCAGAUCUUUGAAGAAUGUUUCGAGAUGAACAACGGGUGUAUAUGCUGCUCAGUACGUGACGAUUUGAUCAACACGCUAGAAAGAAUCAUGAAAAACAGGAACAAGUUUGACUACAUCCUCGUGGAGACUACUGGGAUGGCAAACCCGGGCCCUAUCGCUUCAAUUUUCUGGCUUGAUUCAGAGCUAGAAAGCUCCUUACAUCUGGACGCUAUUGUGACCCUGGUAGACGCCAAGCACAUCCUCAAGCAUCUGGACGAUCCUGCACUAUGCAGCAGCUUGGAGGCAGCUCAACAGAUCGCGUUUGCUGACAGGAUCCUCUUGAACAAGAUCGACCUGGUCACGGAGGCUGAGGUGGAGGUGGUGGAACGGAGGCUGAGGGAGAUCAACGGUGUCGCUCCAAUCUACCGCACACAGAAUUCUGAGAUUGACCUCGACAACAUCCUGGACGUGAAAGCGUUCGAUGCCGAACGCGCCAAAGAGGUCGAGCUGGGCACCUCAGCCGACAAGGGUUGUGAGCACGGAGAAGAUUGCAGCGGGCAUGAUCAUAGUAGCAAGGUCAACCACGAUAGCAAGAUCGGGACCGUUUCUUGCUCGGAGGAUCGCGCGCUCGAUGAGAGGAAGCUCAACCUGUGGCUGGGAGGAGUGCUCUGGGAGAACGAGGGCGGAAUGACCAUCUUUAGGAUGAAGGGGCUGCUGACUAUCCAUGGCGAAGAGACUCAGAUGGUCCUGCAAGGAGUACACAACCUGUUCGACAUCCUCCCUGCGCAAGCUCAAGUUGAUUCGCAAUCUCGCAGCAAGAUUGUCUUCAUCGGGCAGAACCUCGACCGGCUCGCACUGCAGAAAGGCCUGUCAUCUUGUGUACAACUGCAGUAA